ACGGUGUAAGAUCACGUUUGGACGACGGAGCAGCUUGAAUCGUUCAACUUUGAAAAGUGCAUCGAAAGGCAUCCAAUGUGAAAAGUGAAGUUUGGAAAAAGUAAUUCAUGUAGGAAAUAAUCCCUCGUGGAAACCCCCCGAGAAACCAGUUUCUUCACGACCUGCCCAUUCCCAGAGAAGAAAAACAAAACACGAAACGAAAAAAUAGUAAACGUGACCCGAAAAGAGGUAGUGUGCCCCCCGCGCACACUCAUGAAAACAUCCUUGGCCGGUUGCGUGUUGGGUACGUUUUCCGCGACUUCCUCCCCCCGGUCGGUUGCGGCGCCGGAUGUGUACGAUACAUUUCCGGUCGGAAUCGGAUUAAUGCUCCCGGGGGCCAUAAUGCGUUCCUGGUGCGCCAAAGGGGCAGAUGAGCAGUAGCGGCGUGCGGUGACCCCGGAAGCAAAACAAAAAGCGAUAGAAGAAAAAAGAAAAACAUCGGAGUAAAAGGCGCAGUGCUUCUUUUUUUGGUCUUCUGUUCGCGGUGUUGUAGAAGAAGUUCCUUUUCGUCACGUGCUCGUUACGUGUUUCGGUUCUCGUGUGUAGGUAGGUUGGUGUUGUGUAACGUGUGACCAGCAACCGGCAACAGCUGCCCAACAGCGUUCUACUUGUGUAUGUGUGUGUGUGUCAGUGUGCAAGUAGUGCACGAUGACGCCGGUAUCCUGAAAGCGACCGGCCGUUUGCUGGCCAAAUUCCGUGGAAAAUCGAUUUUCGUCCUUCGGGAGUGUGUGUGUGCGUGUGUAGGUGUUCGUGCGUGUGCUACUACAUGCGGUCGUGUGUCUUGGUGGGGGUGCCAUUUUGAGUAAGGAUCAGAAAAACCUUGCUGCAAUGGUAUCCUAAAACAUACCCGCCACCACCAGCCAAAGGAGGAAACACACGUUUGCCGGAAAUCGUGCAAGGUGAAUCGAAGGAAACCAUCGACGUGUGUGUGUGUGCGUUUGUGUGUACCAUUCCGAGGAAAGUUCUGUACGAGCAGUUGCGUUUUUCAGCUCAGCUUUUACCGAUCCUCUUCCGGUCGGUCGAAAGUCGGCAAAGCGAAAAAUAAAACGAUCGGCUUUACGUCCUCGAAACCCGGCGCGCGGAACCACUUCGUCCAAAGCCAACUCUCCGCAUCCUGCCGUCCAGUUUGUGCUUUUGCUCUUCCUUUCCGCUCACGUGCCUCUCGCCGGGGGAGGCAAAAAAAGGAAGGACGGAAAAAUAAUAAUAUUGCCUCGAGGCUAUAAAUCUACCUACUAUCCCGAGGGUCAGAGGAGAAGUAUUCGCGGCCGGAUCCGUUGGAGUUUGCCAAAAGGAUAACACGAAUCCGGUUACGGUUGCGGAAGUGAAGCAAGGAAGCGAACAAAGUAAAAAAAACAGGAAAACAAAUUAAAUAAGGCCGAACAUAUUUGCAAGAUGGACAUCGGGAUGGAUCGCAGCGGAACCGAUGCGGGGGUCGCCACCAUCGGCACCCUGUUCCAGCACAUCGUCAACGACAUGAAGAACUCGAGCCCACUGUGGGAGGACUUCAUCGCCAAAGCAACAAAGCUACACGCUUGUUUAAGGGCUGCAAUUCAGGCGUUGGCGGCCUAUUUGGAUGCAUUCCAAAAAAUCGCCGAUGCUGCCACCAACUCUCGAGGAGCGACCAAAGAAAUCGGCACCGCACUGACGCGCGUCUGCCUGCGGCAUAAGGCGGUCGAGAGCCGGAUGAAAACGUUCACCAGCGCGUUCAUGGACUGCCUGAUCGUGCCGCUGCAGGAGCGGCUCGAGGACUGGCGCAAGCAGGUGACCGUGAUCGACAAGGACCACGCCAAAGAGUACAAGCGGUGCCGGGCGGAGCUGAAGAAGCGCUCGAGCGACACGCUCCGGCUGCAGAAGAAGGCCAAGAAGGGCCAGGCGGACAACCUGCACGUGCUGGUCGAGUCGUCGAUGCAGGACGUCACGCUCCGACGCUGCGAGCUGGAGGAGGUGGAGCGCAAGUCGCUGCGGGCGAUCAUGGUCGAGGAGCGGUCACGAUACUGCACCUUCGUCAACAUGCUGCAGCCGGUGGUGCACGAGGAGUGCGAGGUGAUGUCCGAGCUGAGCCACCUACAGGAGGCCAUGCAAUUGAUAGCGAUCGUCACGAAGGAUCCCGCUCAGCUGCCCCAAGCGUCGGAGGAACUAAUCCUCGAGUCGAAGGCGAACAUCAGCCUCUACCCGGACUCACCGGGAGGCUCUAACUCCCAGGGAGGCUGCUCGAACUCGCUCGGCUCGCGCAAGAGCUCCGUCUGCUCGAUCAGCUCGAUCAACAGCAGUAGCAGCGGGUCCCCCGGGCAUCACCAGUUCCAGCGAUCACUAUCGCAGUACUCUCCGGCGAUACGUUUGAAACCAGGCGAAUCGAGCGAUAGCGGCUUUUGCUCUUCACCAGCUUUAACUUCACAGGCGUCCACCCUAGCUAGUCAAUCGCACGCCGUCUCGACGUGGCCACCGCACACCCAGGAUGCAACGUCCACCACCGACCGUCCGCACACGAUUUCGUCCGCCUACGAGAAGGGCCACCAACGGCCCGCCCUCACCGUCUACACCUUCCAGAGCCCGGAAACGAUCGCCGAAACGCAGAAAUCUCCGGCCAACGUUGCCUGUCGGCCGCCGCUUCCAGUGCGCUGUUCUUCACUCGAGCGGCCACUUUCGACUACGUCCGUUAAGAAUGCCAAUCCGAAUGUCCCACGGCAAUGUCCGUCACCGAUUCCACCGCACAUUACCAAAGAACACCCACAACUCCAGCCCACCUACGUCAACAUGACGGAAUUGGCUUCGAUGGCUGCUUCUAAAAACACUAACAGCAACAACAACAACAGCAUUAACAACAACACCGCCGGCGGCAGUAGCAAUGGUGGACAGCACAGUAACGCUGGUUUCCCCAAUCAGCACCAGCAACAACAGCAGUCUUCGUCGACGUCGGGUACGUCGCUGUUAUCGCAUUCCCAAGUCUACCAGACACACCACCAGCAGCAGCAGCAACCGAACUCGCCCGUCCUGUCGUCCGCAUCGUCUCUGAUUUCACCCGAUUCGAAUGCCACCAAUCCCAUCAGCUCGCCGGAUGCGUCCGCGUGCAGUACGCAAACGCCCCAGAACACCCCGCAGACGGGAUCGCCGGGAACGCCGAACUACAGUGGCGGUGGUGCGCAUAUGCUCGGGUACCGCAGCUCCACACCGUCGUCCUCGAUAGCCGGGGCCGUGGGUGGCACACUAUCCUGCGAUCCGGCGGCCGGUGGGACGACGCCAACCGAAAGUAAUAUAGACUCUUCCUCCAACCAUACCAUCACGAUCGACGACAACGAUGAGCAUUAUAACACCAGCACCUCCGCGUCCGCAAAUUUAACAUCCAGCAACACCAUCACCAACAACACCACUACCACCACGGCCGCCAGUGCCGCGGCCAGUAGCCAGUCCACUAACAAGCCACCAUCUCCUCCCCACACUACUACUACUACUACCACUACUACUACUAGCAGCAGCUCCCCGGCUUCGGCGGGUGGCACGAAGGGGGUGAUCGAUAAAGACAAAGAUAUACUCAAACGUACCGGUUCAGUUCUAGAGAAAACGUCCAUGUUCGAGCAGCAGAUCAACAAUAAUCAGACGGCGACACCGGCGCUACUUCAGCAGCAGCACCAGCAGCAACUCAGUGUUCCGACGUCACCGGCAGCCCGCAGCAACGACCCGAACGCCCUAUAUGGACGACGGACGAACGAGGAAAUCUACAAAUCCGCCGGCCAGUUGCUCCUGGAUCGCGAUGCAGACUGCAUCGACAAGCAAACGAUCGAAGAACUAAACAAUCUGAUUGGUGAACUAGAUCUCUUUCAAAGAGAGCAUGAAAGUGCCCUGCUCGGCCACCGUCAUCAGCACCCGCACCAACGGUGCGCGAACGGACUCGGCUCCUCCGAUCCGGAAAUGAUCGUAGCAAACGGAGUGAAUAAUAAUCACAGUGCGCCAUUGCGCCACGGAUCCGGAUCGGCCGGCAUCUUGGACGCGGAAGAUGGCCUACAGCAGCAGCCGCCGCCACAGCAGAAUAGACUACCCUCGUCGAUCUCGUCCAGCAACAGCAAUCUGGACGAGUAUCUGAGCAACAACCAGUCCGGCUCGGUUGAAGAAACGAACGGGUCGAUGACAAACCUGGCGGCAAAGUACAGCAACCACAGUGCACUCGAUGGCGAGUACGGUGUCGGUACGGGCCAGUACAAUCCGUACCAUCAGCAUCAGCAUGCGUUCGGGAUGCUGGGAUCCGUCGGCACAUCCGCUGGAUCCACCCAAGGUCUGGAUGGGAUUGCGACGACUGGUUUUGAGAAUCCAUCCUUUAUGAUGGAGAACUACUACAGUCAGAACCGAAGCGAGGUGGUCGUUCUGCGGUGCAAGGACACGAGCCGCAACAGUCUCAAUACCGCCCCGGAUGAUUUGCUGACCGGUAGUGGAUUGAUGCAGCUGAACGGAUCGGCGAUCAACAACGGUGGAGAGCACGGUGGCUCGAACCAGCGCCUCAGCUCGUUCCGCUCGACCACAUCAAGGCCCGCAUCACCCGCCUCGAUGACGUCCUUUUUUGGCAUUACCAACGCCGCCACAUCCCGCUCGCCCACACCGUCCCUUUCGCUGCCUGCCACUGCCAACUCAUCGCCUGCCCACCAGCACCACAACCACCACCAUUAUGUCCCGAAUGGUGGCGAAACGAACGAUUUGCCGUCCAAUGUCCACGCCAGUUCCGCCGUCGGCAACCACCCGGCGGCACCGUACGACGAUCGUAUCAAUCGCAAUAAACCCGCCAUCACCCCGAGACCUGCAUCGUUAUCUGGACCGACACGGGUUACGCGGCGCGCCUCGAUCAACACCGUCAAGCCGCCUCCGCCGGUGCGGCGCAGCUCAAGCGUAACGCCUAGUCCUAGCGUAGGAACUAACUCCACCACAACCAUCACAAAUCUUGCCCAGCAAAGCCUAGCUUACACCUCAUCAGAAAGUUUACCUCCACCACCUGCUUAUCUAUUAGAUUCUGCCGCUGGAAGUUCACCUAGUAUUUCAGGAAAUGUUGCGGGUACGGUGAAGGCACUGAACGAAAUAAGGCACACUCCAGCCAGCCCUGGUGUGCUAAGGCGGGCUCAGCAGCAAAGCAAUCCACCCUCUACCCAAGGAUCACCUACGCAAUACACUAAUCUGUACGGCACGUUGCCCUCGAAGCAUCAUUCCGAUCAUAGUAGCACAGCAUCGUCAUCAGCCGCUGCCACGCAGCAGGCACAUUGCCCUCCAUCGCAACAACAACAUCAUCAUCAUCAUCCAAGCACCCCAAAUUCAUUCCACGCGACUGAUAAUAACAAAUCGCUGUCAAAUCGAUCUCCGAAAACGAACCUCCAACAACCUGGAGGCAUCUACGCACAACCGAAACAACUCGCAAGUAUGUCCAGCUUCCGUACCUCAAGUCCAGGACCCCAGAAACCGAACAGUAGUUUUCUGGCCCAGCUGAACGCUAAAAUUGCUCCGAAUAAACCACCCCCUCCGGCUCAGCAGUCAUCAGCAGCGGCCUAUCAACAACAUCCCAAUCAGCUGCAUCAGCAACAGGCGGCGAAUAAUUACGUCUACACCACGGCACCAUCGGGCAACGAGCUGAUCUACCAGCGAUCCACUCCGGUGCACGAUCCGCGAGCGUACAACAAUAAUCAGCAGCAACAGCAGCAGCAACAAUACUAUCACUCGCAGCAGCAGCAGCAACAACAACCGCCCCAGCAUCCGCCUCGAGAGGGUAAAAAUCUUAUGUAUUCCGCGUCCAAUCAGUCCCUUUCGCAGCAUUCAGCACACUAUCAGCAGCAGCAGCAGCAGCAACACCACCAGCAGUACUAUCAGAGUCAGUAUCAGCAGCAGCAACAACAGUAUCAACAGCAGCCUCAGCAGCAAUCUUCACAAUAUUAUUACCAACAACAACAGCAGCAAGCGCAGCAGAAACAACAGCAUUCGCAGCAGCUCCCGUCGUACGGUCACGUACUCCCACCGAGUGGUGGAGCCAGCAAUAGUAGUAGUGGUAGUGGCUACCCGACGCAAAACAUUUACGUCUCGACGAAUCCCUUCGCCAGCUCCGUCCAGGCAAGCCAGACUGCCGGUGCCUCGGCUAGUGGUGCCAGCAGCUAUUCGCCCUCGUCCUUCGGCAAAGGCACUCGUCACGGUGUUGAUGACGCUGGUAGCGGUAGCGCCAGCAGUGGCACUAGUACCCCCAAUCGGACAAAUCAUCACCUUCGCAACAAUAACGGUUCGGCUGGCAGCAGCAAUAGCGCUGUCGGCGGAGGAGCACAAGGCGGUUCCGGUUCAACGCACAACGUGCUGGCCAAAACGAGUGCCGGUUUUCUAGAGAAUCUCAACGCACGGCUGGCGGAACAGCGGCUCUCCGGCAAAGCAUUCGCGGUCAGAAAUUUGAUCAACAGCAAGGCACUGCCGGACCCACGUGUCUGCCACGAGUCGCUGAUGGAUCAGAUCAAACGGGGUGCCACUCUCAAACGGAACCGCACAAUCAAUGACCGCAGCGCACCGAAAAUCCACUGAAGCACUGAAGUGAUCAUUCGCCAAUUACGUUAGUGUUAGUACGCACCGAAUUAUGAACACACCCACCGGCUGGAGAAGAACCAUUAAAUCCCCUCUUCACUUAGCCACCGCUCACAUGGCCCAGGGGAGCGGAUGGAGGUUAUAGCGGGUCAGUAGCGGCCGUGAUGAGAUCGCUGGGCCCUACCCUAGUUAACUUCCGCGAACAUAAUAAGACAGACACUACUGAAGGGUAGUAAACCUGAUAGGCUGAAGAA
Messenger RNA from Anopheles coustani, 6821 nucleotides. RefSeq names its product probable serine/threonine-protein kinase DDB_G0282963 (gene mim). The record is from RefSeq and is a predicted model, not a curated record. Gene Ontology annotation, molecular function: phospholipid binding; actin binding. Gene Ontology annotation, cellular component: cytoplasmic side of plasma membrane; actin cytoskeleton. The coding region runs from base 1432 to 6567 and encodes 1711 amino acids. Gene Ontology annotation, biological process: cell projection assembly; plasma membrane organization. The transcript has 20 exons. Lineage: Eukaryota; Metazoa; Arthropoda; Insecta; Diptera; Culicidae.